AUGGGCAAGAACAAUCAAAUUGUCCACGAACCUUAUUUUUUGGGGGUUUUGCCUAGAGUCAAUGCUGAAGUGGGUUUUUUAAAUUUUUAAAAAUUUAAAAAUUUUUUUAAAAUUUUGAAAUUUUUAAAUUUCAAUUUUUUAAUUUCAGAACUGCCUACUAAAAAAGGGUGAUUUCGCCGUGCGUUUUGAUGUGCGGAAGAAGUCGUUUGUGUCGAUGAUUAAAGGCUUGAGCUCAGUCCAUCACGAACGACUGUCAGAAGAAGGCGGUCGAUGGCAUUCAGUUCGGAAGCCAAAACGAAAGUUCAAUACCAUAAAUGAGUUCGUUGAGCAUCACAAGAAGAACGCCUUUCUGUUUGAUGGAGAGGAAGUGACCAUCAUGAAUGUCAACACUCGACCCUUCUGGAUGUUAACCAAGAGCGAAAUGCACUUGGAGAAGACUAAAUUGGGUAUGGUUUUUGAAAUUAUUGAUGAUGGGGCGGGGUAUCCUAAAAUUGUGUUAUUCGUGUAGGGUAUUGUGAGUUUUAUUAACUGGGCGGAUUAUUUUAAAUAUUGUUUCUAUUGGGCAGGGUAUUUUAAAAUUUUGAUUAUUGGGCAGGGUAUUUUUAAAUUUACACUGCUGGUCGGGAUGUUGUGCGGUAAAAAGGUAGGGUAAGAAUAGGGCGUGGAAGGGGUGAGGGUAAGUAUAGAAUUAGAGGCAGGGGUACGGGUUUACAUAGGGUUAGGAGUUGAGCAGGAUAUUUUGAGUUCUGUUGGGUGGGCAGGAUAUUUUAAGCUUUGUUUUCACUGCGCAGGGUAAAAUAAUUUGAUGAUUAGACGGGUAUCUUAAAAUUGAUGGUAGCUGGGCAUGGUAUUUUAAAUUUUGUUAACUGAGCAGGGUAUUGUAGUUGUUAUUGAGAAUUGGGGAUAAAUAAAAAAUUUUUUUAGGCAGUGGAGAGUUCAGCACAGUACAAGCCGGAACAUACAAAAAGCAACUCAAAAUGGCAGUCAAAAUAUGCAAGGAUAAAGGCGAAGGCAAGGAAUUUAUUAUUAUCAUUUUUAACUUUUUUCAGCAUCAUUUUGGUUUUUUUUUAUUUCUAUAAAAAUUAAAGCAAGAUUUCAGAAGACGAAGCGGAGGAACAGAACGCUGAAAUGGUCACAGAGGCUACCGUGAUGAAGGACUUUAAACAUUCGCAUGUCAUUAGUGUAUGGUUCUUAUUUCAAAUUGUAGAGUACGGUAGGGCAAUAUAGGGUAGGGUACGGUAGGAUAGUGUAGAUUAGAGUAGGGUAGGGUAUGAUAAGGUGGAGUGGGGGUAAUAAAAAAGAAUCGUUACUCAGUGCACUAUCGUUCCCUACAGUGCAUAACCAUUACCCUAAUUUUUAUUCAUUUUUAGAUUUCAACACAAAAAAAGAAUAAAAUGCCAUCGAAAUGAAACUUUUCACAGGGGGGGGGGAAUGAGUAUGCCUUUACGAGUGGGGAACGAUCCUUUGGUUUUUAGAGAACGAUUUUGCAUGAGCGCCUUGAUUUUUUGUUAUUAUGAAAAAGUUUUUAAAAUUUAUCUUUAGUUUUAUGGUAUUUGCUGUGACGAGUCCCCAAUCAUGAUAGCUAUGGAGUUCUGUCCGGGAGGAUCUUUGUCAUCUCACUUGAAGAAACAACUAGAUGCUAUUACAGUAGGAGAACGAGUACGGUAUUGCUUUGAGACGGCUCUUGGGAUGGAGUUUUUGCACACAAAGUAAGUACCUAACCCUUGCCAUAGCUUUGCGUAGCCCUAGCGUUGUCUAGCUUUUGUCCUAGCUCUAGUCCUAACCCUAGCUUUGGUCCUAUCUCUAACUCUAGCUUUAACCUUAGUGCCAGUCUUAGUUCUAGCCUAAAUCUAUUUCAGAGAACUGAUUCACCGUGACUUGGCGGCGCGAAACGUUCUGAUCAGCAGUGAGGGUAUGUUGAAGAUUAGUGACUUUGGCAUGAGUAAGAUUGUGAACGUGCUAGCCGGCGAACGGGUGCGAAAUCUGAAGAAACCGCUACGAUGGACUGCUCCAGAAGCCGUGAGCGACGAGGCACCGUGCUACACGUGGGCUAGUGAUGUUUGGUAAGGCUUUUGGCACUUUUUUAGGGUACAUAUUAACUUUUGGGGGAAGAUUUUUAUUUUGGGGGUAGAUUUUUAUUUUGCGGGUAGAUUUUCAUUUUGGGGGUAGAUUUUAGUUUUGGGGGUAGAUCUGUAUUUUGGGGGUAGAUUUUAGUUUUGGGGGUAGAUCUGUAUUUUGGGGGUAGAGUUUUUGUUUGGGGGCAGAUUUUUACUUUAAGAAUAUGUACUUAAUUUUUUAAAUUUAAAAACUAAAAUUUCAGGGCAUGGGGAGUGAUGUUAUACGAGAUUUUUGGCAACGGCGCCCAACCCUUUGCCGAAAUCGACAAUGACAAAGUGAGGGCAAUGAUUCUCAGCUGUAAAAUGUUACCCAUGCCCGACAAAACUCCCGAAGAGAUUCGACUUCUGACGAAAAAUGGCAUCUUCCUCAAGGAUACUCAAGUUCGGAUGUCAUUCACUAAGAUUGUCCUGAUGUUGCGAGUAUGGGAGCUCAAGUACAAACCGCCAGAGUUUGGGCUGGUAAGGAGGAGUGUUGGGUGGGGUAGUUUAGAAAUAGAGAGGUUUGGGCUGGUAAAGAGAGAGGUUGGGCGGGGUAGUUUAGCAGUGUGAUUUUUGGGCGGGAUCGGAUUUUUGGGCGUUAAAUUUUGAAAAAGUGGAUUAGGUCUAGUACUUGGGCUAUUAUUUGUACUAGGGCUAGUGUUAGUAGUAGUCCUAGUGUUAGUACUAGAAGUACUACUAGGGCUAGGGUUUUAGGUUCUAGUAUUAGGUCUAGGGUUAGUACCAGGGCCAGUACCAGGUCUAGAGCUCGUACUGGGGCUAGGAUUUGUACCGGGACUAGUACCAAGUCUAGAGUUUGUACUAGGUCUAGGAUUAGUACCAGGGCUAGUACUAGGAAUAGGGCGCGUUUUAGGGGUAGGACUAGGACCAGGGCUAGUACCAGGUCUAGGGCUUCUACUAGGGCUAGGGUUAGUACUAGGACUGGGGCUCUGGGAUGUAUACUUAAAUAAACCUCUUUUUAGGCUACAGUAUUCCAAAUCCCGGGUGUACAGGCCGUCGCUCCCAAAGACCUGGAAGACAAGAUGGAUCAGAUAGGUUGCCUGAUUGGAGACAAGGGCGUGUCUUUAUCUACAGCUCGUGGCGGUUCCAAAUCCCCAGUCUUUCAUUCAGCAAAGUCCAAUCCUCUAGAAGCCCAAAAAGCCCACGGCAGCGGUCGAAAAGUUCCUUCCAAAAAGCACAGUGCAGAAUCGCCUAAAAGUUCGAAGAAAAAACAUAAAAAGAAGUCCAAGUCACCCACCAAAAAACCCAAGCCUAAGGCAAGCAAAGCCAAAAAGAAGUCACAUUCAUCGACCGAAUCCGACGACGAAGCCAAAUCGAAGCUGAGGUGA
Molecule: messenger RNA, 3442 nt
Organism: Bursaphelenchus okinawaensis
Lineage: Eukaryota; Metazoa; Nematoda; Chromadorea; Rhabditida; Aphelenchoididae
Source: the annotation of a GenBank genome assembly